GGGACUAAGUGGUGGGAGAAAAGCUCCGUCCGCGGGAGAUGCGGAGGGGCGGGAAGUGAGAACUCGCGGUCCAAGCUGCGUGCUGCUCCUGCGGGCUGGAACAUGGGCGAUUUGCAGGAAGGUAAGGACAUCCGGAAGGGAAGAUUGAGACCCUGCAAUUGGGAGCACCUUAGGGACCCACAACGGGCAUUCAUUCCUCCCUCCCCUGCAGAUGUAAAGUUUAUAGUGGAUGAGACCUUGGACUUCGGAGGGCUGUCACCAUCGGACAGUCGUGAGGAGGAAGACAUACCAGUGUUGGCAACUCCAGAGAAACCCCUUCGGCGGGGCCUCUCCCACCGGGGCGACCUCAAUGCAGUGGCCCCCACCCCCCAGGGCGUGAGCUUCAGCUUAGGCCUCCUCAGCCCAGCGAAGAUGGAGGAGGUCCUCGAUGAGGCCAACAGGCUGGCAGCGCAGCUGGAGCAGUGUGCCCUGCAGGAGCGCGAGAGGGCGGGCGAGAGCCCGGGGCCCCGCAGGGCGAAGCCCAGCCCUCGGAGGGAGACCUUUGUGCUGAAGGACAGUCCUGUCCGAGACCUGCUGCCCACUGUGAGCUCUUCCGCUCGGAGCACCCCCUCUCCAAGCAGCCUGACACCCCGACUCCGGGGCAGCGAUAGGAAGGGGUCCGUCAGGGCUCUUCGGGCAGCCUCUGGAAAGAAGCCCUCCAGCGUGAAGAGGGUGAGUGUAGCGGCUCUGGGUUGGAUGUGUGGCCCCAGACACAGUUCAGGCAUAGAGUGGCUCCUUGUUGGGAAAAUGGGGAUAGUGAAAUUCUACCUCACAGAAUUGUUGGAAUUAACUGAGAUACCGUGAGCCAUGCACUUUCCACUGUGUCUGUGCAGAACUCUAUAACGUCUAUAAUAAGCUCUCAAUAAAUGGUGGUGGUGGUGGUGGUGAUGAAGUUAGCAGCUAGCUGCUGCCCUUCCUUACUGGGAUCUAGGCAACUCUCCACCUCUAUCCCUCAGCCAGCAGAACAGAUUCUUUUUCCAUUUUAGCUCUUUUUUUUUUCCCUCUCUCUCUCUG
Messenger RNA from Myotis davidii, 1053 nucleotides. Its product is annotated as proline/serine-rich coiled-coil protein 1-like. Gene Ontology annotation, molecular function: microtubule binding. The record is from RefSeq and is a predicted model, not a curated record. Gene Ontology annotation, biological process: mitotic metaphase chromosome alignment. The transcript has 3 exons. NCBI's taxonomy places the organism in Eukaryota, Metazoa, Chordata, Mammalia, Chiroptera, Vespertilionidae. Bases 103 to 843 code for a protein of 246 amino acids. Gene Ontology annotation, cellular component: spindle microtubule; microtubule cytoskeleton; spindle pole.